Molecule: messenger RNA, 5717 nt
Organism: Manis javanica (Malayan pangolin)
Lineage: Eukaryota; Metazoa; Chordata; Mammalia; Pholidota; Manidae
Gene: AVPR1A
Product: arginine vasopressin receptor 1A
Biological process (GO): positive regulation of vasoconstriction; cellular response to hormone stimulus; regulation of systemic arterial blood pressure by vasopressin
Cellular component (GO): plasma membrane
Molecular function (GO): vasopressin receptor activity; peptide binding
Source: RefSeq, a predicted model, not a curated record
GAGAUGUUCCUUUCACUCGCUGUCCAUACACCCAAGGACACGAGCGCGGCAGUGGGACGCGUGAGUGCGUCCUUCCAGCCCGCAAACGUAGGCAGGGAAACAUACAGGCAUCAAGACUUGACUGGAAAGAGCGCCUUUUAAGUCACUCAGUCGUUACCCUUCGGAGGGGGAGGGCAGGAGCGGGGCGGAGUGAGAUGAAAUUCCUGGAGCCAAGCUGCUCUGGGAAUGAAAUGAGCCAGACCGGCGGCCCGGGGUGGGCCGGUUAGCUGAGGAGCGGGGGGCCGGCUGCAAGGGCUGCGCUGCGCGCCAAGUUCAGGUGCGAGAGCGCGCUCCCGGAGGGUGGGCUUGGGAUUUCCCCGCACCGCCCCGUCCGAGUGUUCAAGUCAAAUGCGAGGUUAUGGUGACUCUUGAGAGAGCCUUAUGGAAAUGGUGGUGAGCCCAGAAAAGGCAUGACACGUCCAUUCUCCAGGUUUUUGAAGAGUAAAACAGGAAAGCACCAUGAUCCCGCCUAUUAUGCCGAGGAAUCCGCGAGUCUUCCAGACCCACCCCUGCAGCACUGAUGCAAAGAGGACAAGUCGUCGACGUAGGGACGGGGAAAAAAAAACCAACCCCCAGGGGGUGGGGGGAGGAGGAAAAGGAGGUGGGGAGAGUAGGCACCGAGCAGUUUCCAGCCACUGGGGCGAGAGGGAAACCGUUCUGGGGAAACAAACCCCACAUAAAUAAUUGAGUUCGGAGCCCAGUGAUUUCAGAGGCUCGGAGCGCAACUCCCCAGGUUCGCCCAGGACAGGACAGAGCCGGCAAAGGGGCCGGCGACUGGACAGAGCAGCUCAGUUGGCGGGUGGGACGCUGCGCCCGGGGAAGCCCGCAGAAGCGGGAAGGAGAGCGAGCAUCCGGCAAGGGGCCCGCAGCAGCCGAGGCGGGAGGGAGCGGGCUUCGGAGGACGCCGUGCGCGCGCUGCAUGGAUCGCGUGCGUCUCUCCGUAGGACCCCGCGCGGGGCCGGAGGGCAACUCCAGCCCAUGGUGGCCUCUGACCGUCAGCGGUGUCAACACCAGCCGGGAAGCGGAGGCGCCCGGGGAAGGCGGCGGCCCGCAGGAGGACGUGCGCAACGAAGGGGUGGCCAAACUAGAGAUCGCCGUCCUGACCGUGACCUUCGUGGCGACAGUGCUGGGUAACAGCAGCGUGCUGCUGGCACUGCACCGCACGCCUCGCAAGACGUCGCGCAUGCACCUCUUCAUCCGCCACCUCAGCCUGGCCGACCUGGCCGUCGCUUUCUUCCAGGUACUGCCGCAGCUGUGCUGGGACAUCACCUAUCGUUUCCGCGGACCCGACGGGCUGUGCCGCGUCGUGAAGCACCUGCAGGUGUUCGCCAUGUUCGUGUCGGCCUACAUGCUGGUGGUCAUGACCGUCGAUCGCUACAUCGCUGUGUGCCACCCGCUGAAGACCCUGCAGCAGCCGACGCGCCGUUCGCGCCUCAUGAUAGCUGCCGCCUGGGUGCUGAGCUUCGUGCUGAGCGUGCCGCAGUACCUGGUCUUCUCCAUGGUGGAGGUGAACAACGUCACCAAAGCCAACGACUGCUGGGCCACCUUCAUCCAGCCCUGGGGUCCCCGUGCCUACGUGACCUGGAUGACCGGCAGCAUUUUCGUGGCGCCCAUGGUCAUUCUGGGAACCUGCUACGGCUUCAUCUGUUACCACAUCUGGCGCAACGUCCGCAGAAAGACCGUGUCGCGCCAGAACGAGGGCGCCGACGGCGCGGGGGACGCCUUCCGCAAGGGCAUCCUUCGUGCCCCGUGCAUCAGCAGCGUGAAGACCGUUUCCCGGGCCAAGAUCCGCACAGUGAAGAUGACUUUCGUGAUCGUGACGGUUUACAUAGUUUGCUGGGCGCCCUUCUCCGUCAUCCAGAUGUGGUCUGUCUGGGAUGAGAACUUCAACUGGGUCGAGUCAGAAAGCCCGGCAACUACCAUCACUGCAUUACUGGCUUCCCUGAAUAGUUGCUGCAAUCCCUGGAUAUAUAUGUUUUUUAGUGGCCAUCUCCUGCAAGACUGUGUCCAAAGCUUCCCAUGCUGUCAAAACACGAAGCAAACAUUCAACCAAGAAGAUUCUGACAGCCUGAGCAGAAAACAGACUUCUUACACUAACAACCGCAGCCUGACAAACAGUAUGGGUGCUUGGAAGGACUCGCCUAAAUCUUCCAAGUCCAUUAAAUUCAUUCCUGUUUCAACCUGAACCACACAUUUAUGCAGCCUGACUCUUGUAAUGGACUUUUUGGCCCAACGACUGAAGCUACAUGGAAAUCAUGAAUACAAAUGAACUUACUUGAGAUAAGCGUAAAUCAGCUUAUUAGGUACAAGACUGUGUUUCUAGUUGCAUUUUCACAUUGCUGAGACCAAAAGUUAUGAACUGUUUUAUUGGAAUGUUAAUAAAAAUACACUAAGAUCUGCGGGCAUACUUCCCAGAUAUACAUCCCAAUAGAACAGAAGUUAUAUUACUAAAGGAAAAUUCAUAACCACCCUGGCUUUAUAUUUUGUUGUUGGUUUCUUUUCUUUUUAUUUCUGAUAAAACUAAAGCUUGACUGGUUUAGAAGCCAAAUAAUGUAGGGGCAUUAUUUCCAAACAAAGCAAGAUAGAUCAUCUCUAGUUUUAGCGUUCGAAAGGAUUUAGAAGACACUUCGAGAACUGUUUACAUCCAAUAAAAUCACUUUGUGCAUCAGAAAAUGCCGCCUCAAACAGUGGCUAAGAGACAGGAUAGUGCCUUGGAGGGGCAUGAGUACCUGAGGCAUACGGAAGAGGGGGUGCCCGGUUCAGAGUGCAAAGAGGAACUUUUGUGAAAAGCUAUAAAUCACCUGUAAAUUCCCUCCUAUAAGUUCGUCAUGUUUUAUGGGUUGUGUGCUAAGAUGCUGAAGGUUAGAGAAAAUGUUGUCAACCAGCCAAUAUCUUUGUUUUUUCCCACCGAAAGGUAGUUUCAAAGCAGGUUUAUAUGAGGAAUACUCACUUUUAUUAGAAGAGUGGAAAUACAUUAACCAAGGUACUAAAUAGACUUUCUCCAGAACAUUGUAAACAUGUUUUGACCUGAAUUAUAAGGUGUCCUAUGUUAGGCUGGAUAUUAAUGUGAUCAUUAAUUCAUGUUUGGGAUAGAUAAGAGAAUCUCCUAAAGAGUGACUCAGGAUCUAGAAGGUCCCCUUACAUUUAACUAAAAAUAACUUGGUCUUUCCUUCCCAUCUCCCACCCAUAUAACAGUUUCAUAUGAGGAGAAAGACAGGGCUGAGGCAGGAUGGUGUUUUGAGAUGGAAAGAAAAAUGUUCAGCACCUAGUCCAGUUUCCUUUAUUAUUAAAUGCAUGACUUUAGGCAAGUUAGUUAAAAACACAUGAAGCCUCCAUUCCCUUGGCUGUACAAUGGAGUUCAUAACACCUCACUAGGCUGUUGUCAGGACUAAAUGAAAUCAAGAGUGUGAAAAGAUCAUAAACUCUCAAGAGCCAUACGAAUGCUAGCAGUUGCUUUUAUUAUAGUCUUGGGGCCUCAAAAUUGCACAGCACUUUCCUGUUUACUUUUCAUUAACUAGAAUUUGUCAGCUUCAUGUCUGGGAUAUAAAAUCCUAAAAUUUAAAUACAGCUCUGCUGAUUCACUGGAAAGCAUCGCCAGCAGCCAUCAAGCCUUUCGCCUAACCAGCAUUUUCCAGUUUCAAGACAGAACUUGAUUUCCUUUGAAUGCAGGUAUAGAUCAAAGCCAGUGGAAAGCAUCAGUUUAUUUCAUUUCUAAAUGUAAUUCAGAGAUGAAUUACAACACUACUUGCUCUUGUUACAGUAUUUUUUAUUAAUGAAACUCUUUGGUUUUUCUCAAGCUAUUUUGCCUAGCUCCCUUUUAGAGACCAUGCAAUGAUCUGAGGAUACAUCAUAAACAUUUUGCAUCACUUGGAGGAAGUUCUUUAAAAAAAUUUUUUAAGUUAUUUUAAUUAUUAUUAUUUAUUUUUUAUUUAAACUUUGUAGAUAAGAAAUUGAGGACUAGAGGGCAGUGGGAGAACCUGGAACCAUCAACUUCCCUCCUCUUUAUUCUAUUGCAUUUCCAGACUCUCAGGCCUUUUACUCCUGGACUGUUAUGCCUAAAAAAUGUUUGCAAAUAUUUUGUAGAGAUCAAGCCCUUAGGUUUUUAGAAUUCUGAUUUUUUAAAAUAGUGAAUAUGUCUCUUAAAGGGCACUACAAGGCACCGUAUGCACCAUCAAGUAUCCGUUCUUCAUUGAGUCAGAGCUGCAUCUCAGGAACCCUGCCCUCUGUAACACUGCCCUUUUGAUAACUUCUCUUUGACAGUUCAAAAAUUAAAGCCUUUGGGUUGAAACAAGAUGGGCCUAUUUUUUUGAUAAUUCAAAUCCCAAUAACCCCAUGAUUUUUGUACAGAUUGUUUCAAAAUGUUGACAUGUACCCCCACAUAAAACAAUUACGUUUGAAUCUUACUCCUAGGAACAUCUCUCAAGUAAGGUGCAUGUCAACCUAUCCAGCUCUGUUUUCUCCUUUUAAAUGCAUCAGGAUACAAGAUAGUAGAAAAAGGGUCAGAGAGCUGAGUGCUAGCUCUGCGCUAGGCAAGUAUAUGGCCUUAUUCUCUACAGUUUAGGCUGAGAAGCUUAUCUUUCUUAACGUUGUGUACCCAGAAAUGGCACUCAUUCGUCCCAAAACAAAAUUCCAAAUUGGAAAAGUCCUACCUGCCUAUUUUAGAAGAAAGGAGACUAUAGGUGGUAAGGAAGAAGAAUGUGCUGGGAAGGGAAGAUUUUCCUUCCUUACCCAAAGAGAAGACCAGAGAUAUUACCCCAAAUGAAGGCCCACAGUCAAGGAUAAAUGUCUUGCAUCACCUUCUUUUAUUUUGCAGUUAUCUCUGUGAACAUCCGGUAAGUACAUGGUAUUAAUGUAUCUGUGUGGAUAUGGGGAAUAUAAUAAACAAUCCACAGGCAGGGAAAAAUGGUGAUGGUAUUGUUUACUGGGAAUUUGAUAAAUAAAACAGGAUGAAAAAGAAACAUUUUAAAUACAUGUUAAGUGCUUAAUGAGUUACUAUUUGGACAUGUGUUUUUACAGUGUAGAAAUAAUUGUGAAUGAAAUUAGGGAAAUUCUUUGGUUAAUUAUAUACUUGUGCCACAUACGGAAUUCCCAUCACCAUCAAACUCUUAUGCCAUGACUGAGGGAAGGGUGUAGUUUUUAAAGAGGAAAAAACAAGGAGUCUUAAUAGCAUGAGGUACCCUCCCAAGCUUAUUACAGUGCUGAGAAUGGACAGCUACUGAUGAUUAAGAAACAACUUUAAUCUGUUACUAUGCAAGUAAAGUAAUCCAACUAGGUUAAAGUUUCAUAUUUUUCAGACUCUAAAGCCUAUAUUUUUAUAAUGUAAUUGGACAGUUGGGGCUUUAAAUUACAGUUUCAGAGUUUGACUCUACCAUUAAAGCAUAACGUGAAGCUGUUAGGGAGAAACUGAGCCAAAUCCUUCACCCCAAAUAUCAAACACUAGGCUCCUUGAAAGCUAUGUAAACUAGGUCCUUACAGAUUCGAUACUAGAGGCAACAGCUGUAUUUAGAGUAAGCCAAGGGCAGAGCAGAGCCAUCUGGGAUGUUAAUCCUGGGUGUGCAGGUCUUGAAUCAUAAGUAACAUAGGACAGUAAAUAUUAGAGAAUCAUUCUUGAUUACAAUUUCGCCUCAGCCAAUUUGAACAAAAAUUUAAGGACUAUUGAUAACAAGAGUUAUUUCCUU